Molecule: messenger RNA, 927 nt
Organism: Talaromyces proteolyticus
Lineage: Eukaryota; Fungi; Ascomycota; Eurotiomycetes; Eurotiales; Trichocomaceae
Product: cytochrome c oxidase assembly protein cox16 mitochondrial precursor
Exons: 2
Coding region: 110-514 (134 amino acids)
Biological process (GO): mitochondrial respiratory chain complex IV assembly
Cellular component (GO): mitochondrial inner membrane
Source: RefSeq, a predicted model, not a curated record
CGCAAACAAUUCAACAACCAUUUCCUAUUAAAUACGCUCAGCCGCCUCUCUGAGAUAUUUGCUCCAGCUCCGACAUAUCCUGGACACUAUUGAAUAUUGCUUCUUCUCAAUGCCAGCCUUUCAAUCCAAGCCGUUCCGGCGUGCUACCACUGCUUCGUCCACACUCGGAGAACGACUAGGUGCAAUCUACAGAGCACGACUACCCAGGCAUCCAUUUCUCCUGUUUGGGCUUCCCUUUAUUGCUGUUAUCGUUGCAGCGUCAUUCGUCAUCACGCCUGCCACGGCGCUGCGCUACGAGCGACAUGACCGCAGGGUGCGGCAGCUCAACCAAGAGGAGGUCAUGACGUUAGGACUCAAGGGGGAGGAUGGAGAAGAGGGGAUUAAGAGAAACCCCCGAAGACGAAUUAUUGGCAGCGAAAGGGAAGAAUACUAUAGGCUUAUGGCCAAGGACCUCGACGAUUGGGAACAAAAACGAGUACAGCGAUUCAAAGGAGAGCCAGACGGCCGGUUGUAGUUUUAUUUCGCAUGUGUCGUAUUAGCGUUCAUCAUCAUCUCUACUAUUUGCAUUGCGUCCUUCGAUUUCGUCAUCGCUACACGGGGCUGGUUAUACCCGCAGUGAAUAUUUGGUUUUGGAGUCAAUUAGGUUUAUGUCUAAAGUCAGAUUCAUGCAUGAUGUUAUUCUUGCGUGGUGGUAACUGCUGUAUAUAAUAUUGUACCUGUCAAAGACUGAAAGCGUAGUUCGGAUUGAUGCGUAGCAAUCAACCAUAGCCGCCACCCAUAGACAUUAAUUAUUAAUACUGGAACGCAGUAGAGGGUCAGCCAUAAUAAUCGCGAAAUACAUAGCAACAUAGAUACGAUUAUUAAGAGUGCGAGUAAGACGACGCCACAACAGCGCGAUUGGUUCCUGGAGGCGACGCGGGUUCCAGA